UGAGUGCACUGAGGAGUGAAAAGGGCGUGGUAUGACUGGUAUGACGUGAUUCCGGGUCGCUGACGAAGUUCCCCUGUCCCGGUGCUCAAAGAUGGCUCAAAGAGAAAAACAAACAAUGGCGGAAGAGGUUGCGUCGCCUGAGACGUCGGUUUGCGGUUUCCUCGCUUUCAUUAAUGAAGAGUGCUCAAGAGGUGUCUUGCCUGGAAGCCAGUUACCCAUCAUGCUCAUCAUGCCCACUGAGCACUUCGAUGGACAAGCUAUCCAAGGGAACACCACGUGCCCAGUGAUCGCCGGAGAGGACAUAUUCGGGUGCUGCUUCUGCAGCUUCACCACAAGCGACCCACGUAAACUGGUCGAACACCUGACGGACCUUGCGUGCAGACUGUUUGAGGGGUUUGAGUGCCAUCCCUGCUCCAGGACCUUUCCCGACAGGUGGGCCUUCACGCGCCACCAGAGGAUGCACACAGAAGGAGGUCCUUUCAAGUGUCCGCUUUGUCCCAUAGAGUUUCGCUCCAGCCGUGACCUGACAAUCCACAUGGCAAAGCAUGCUGGUGAAAAACCCCACAAGUGCAUGGUUUGUCUGAAGGUGUUCGCUCGAAACUCAGACCUUGCAGACCACCUGCAGAGGCAUGCAGAGGCAAAGCCUUACGAGUGCCCGCACUGUCCAAAGGCCUUCAAGAACAACUCUGGUCUGCGCCAGCACCAACGAACUCACACGAAGGAAAGGCCUUACAAGUGUGACCAGUGCCCAGUGUCAGCAGCCACGCAGUACCAUCUCAGUGUUCACAUCCGAACCCACACUGGUGAGAAACCCUACAAGUGCACAAUUUGUCCAAAGGCAUUCGCUCGGAACGCAGACCUUGUGAUCCACCAGCAGGGGCACACAGAUGCAAAGCCUUACGAGUGCGUGCACUGCCCAAAGGCCUUCAAGAACCACUAUAGCCUGCGGCAGCACCUACGAACUCACACGGGAGAAAGGCCUUACAAGUGCGAUCAGUGCCCUGUGUCAACAACCACGCUGUACCAUCUCAUUGUUCACAUGCGUACCCACACUGGUGAAAAACCACACAAGUGCACGGUCUGUUCGAAAGCAUUCGCCAAAAAGUCGGGCCUCAACAUCCACUUGCGGAUACACUCGGAUGAAAAACCAUACAAGUGCCUGCACUGCCCCAAGGCCUUCAAGGACCACUGUACCUUGCGUGACCACCUACGUAUUCACACGGGAGAAAGGCCUUACAGGUGUGACCGGUGCCCUAGCUCGUUUGCUGCACGAAGCUCGCUGGUAACCCACAUCCGUACGCACACUGGCGAAAAACCCUACAAGUGCACAAUCUGUCCAAAGGCAUUCACUCAAAACUCGGGGCUCAAGUCCCACUUGCGGUUUGCACACAAGAUUAAAAGCCUUUCAAGUGCUGCACUGUUCCAGGGCCUUCAGGCACCACAAUAGCCUGCACAAACACUACAAACUCACACGAGAUAAAAGCCAAGCAUGUAAGUAAAAUAGUGUUCCAAGGCUUGCAGUUUGAGGAAUCGUCUUGCAAGACGUGAUUAGACGUGCGUGGGACGCCAUGCUGCUUCCAGCGGUCCCAGUUGGACGGAGCAUCCAGUUCAGAAGGACUGAAGGUGUGCAUCCUUUUAAAUCCAAUUGUUCUUUAGCACCGUUUAAUCUGGGGCAAUGAAACGAUACCCGAGCACUUUUUAAAUUAAUUAUAUUACGCUGGAGGAUGAUGACGUAGCUCCCUUUUGUGUCCAAAGACUAUAACAAAGCAGAGGGAACAUAUAAACAAAAAGGGCGAUGCAAUACCUACCCCGCGGCGUUCCUUCAUUGCUCAUUUGGCAACGAGGGUAAAGCGGAUGGCCCAGCUUCUACAUAAACAUUCUGAAUUCUGGGAAGAAAAUAAUUUAUAAAUUUGGCUAUUUUAUGUUAUAGAGCGGUUACCAAUAUUUACACCAUAUAAAAGCAAAGAUAUACAUGGUAUUCCAAGGUAAACAUAAGCAAGUAAUGGUGGAACUUUCUGUGGCCGAGAUAACUUCCGGUUGACAAGCUUCUUUGUAUGUUUCAAUGAACACGAAUGAGCAGCACGUCUCCUAAGUUUUUCUCGGCGGAAAAUCGGAAAAGGUAUGUCGAAAACCAAACGUAAGAUAGUUUGGUGUGUGUUUCUGGACCAUACGGCAGCCAAAAAAAAGCACCGUAUCUCGUUUUAUUUGGCGUCCGUGGCGAAAGUUACUUGGCUCUUCCCACUGAUGUCAAUGACAAUUGUCAUUGAGAUCAGUGGCUCUGCUUGAGGACCCAGUGGAAACUUGUGUACAUGCAAAACAUUCAACGAAGUUAGGUGCCCACAAAUCAACUGAGGCAUGUAUGUUCCUUGUUCUUCGUGCACAGAGGAGCGUGUGUGGGAACAGCAUCGCUUCAUACACUACUCAGUGUCGCCAUGAGUGUUCGACCUGUCAGACGUAGUUGAAGGAGGCCGUGAAUGAUUGUGCCACUCGUGUUCGAUCGUGCCCGGGAAAAAGCGGGCGGUGUGUUUUCGACGACAAGCGAAGAUAUCGUGAUUGUGACAGCGUCGACCUACCACAGCGAUACCGUGAAUGAUAUUCACGUGGAUACAGGUGCAGACGCGGACGUCGAAAGGCAAUUUUAGAUUGUAGAACCAAGGCGAUAUGGUAAGAAAACUAGUUUCGCGUCCGACUUGUUACGAUCACGCGACGGUCCUGGGGACAUAUUUCAUUUGCUUCAAGUGCCCUGUUUGGGCAGACGCACACAAGCACUUUGUGUUUCACGACGUGGGUGAGUAAUAAAAUAGGAUGGUACCCAUUCUGUUUCACGUCUUGCUUUAAUUGUGUAGCGAGCAGACGCUUUAUUGUAUGCUGAAAAGAAAAGUGGCUCUCGAAGUUUCAGAAAUUGACGUGUUUGAAAUUAAAAAUAAAAUGAACCCCAGGUUCAGUUCUUGCUAAAAGAUCCCUUCCAUUCUGAAGCCUUCAGCUGACACAAACUCUCAAAGUUUGUUUUAUUUUUAAGUUUGUCCAUGGGUGGUGGUUG
Molecule: messenger RNA, 3040 nt
Organism: Ixodes scapularis (black-legged tick)
Lineage: Eukaryota; Metazoa; Arthropoda; Arachnida; Ixodida; Ixodidae
Product: zinc finger protein OZF-like
Exons: 3
Coding region: 92-1447 (451 amino acids)
Source: RefSeq, a predicted model, not a curated record